This is a messenger RNA of Dromiciops gliroides (monito del monte), 663 nucleotides long. RefSeq names its product claudin-22-like. The record is from RefSeq and is a predicted model, not a curated record. Bases 1 to 663 code for a protein of 220 amino acids. Gene Ontology annotation, molecular function: structural molecule activity. NCBI's taxonomy places the organism in Eukaryota, Metazoa, Chordata, Mammalia, Microbiotheria, Microbiotheriidae. Gene Ontology annotation, biological process: cell adhesion; bicellular tight junction assembly. The transcript has a single exon. Gene Ontology annotation, cellular component: bicellular tight junction; plasma membrane.
AUGGCUUUAGUUUUUAGAAGUGUGGCACAAUCAGUUGGACUUUCGUUAUCUUUUCUGGGAUGGGUUUUAUCCUGUCUCACAACAUACUUGCCCCAGUGGAAGAAUCUCAACUUAGAGCUAAAUGAAAUGGAGAACUGGACCAUGGGUCUCUGGCAGACUUGCGUUAUCCAAGAGGAAGUGGGGAUGCAGUGUAAGGAUUUUGAUUCAUUCUUGGCUUUGCCUGCUGAGCUGAGGAUCUCCAGAAUUUUAAUGUUCCUUUCAAAUGGGUUUGGAGUUCUGGGCCUGCUGUCUUCUGGGUUUGGUUUGGAUUGUCUGAGGAUUGGAGAAAGGCAGCAAGAGCUCAAGAAACGGCUGAUGAUCCUGGGAGGAAUCCUGCUGUGGCUAUCAGGAAUUACAGCCCUCAUCCCAGUGUCUUGGGUUGCCCACAUCACAGUUCAGGAAUUUUGGGAUGAGACCAUUCCAGAUAUUGUCCCCAGAUGGGAGUUUGGAGUAGCUCUCUUUGUUGGCUGGUUUGCUGGAUUUUUCCUUGUUAUUGGAGGAUCUUUACUUAAUUGGGUAGCCUGUUGUACUCAAACGUCUCCAUCCUUCAGUCAUUACAGAGUGGCAGAAAUACAAGAUCCAAGCCAAAAUCUGGAGAUGAAAAAUACCCCUCUAAAAAUCUAG